Molecule: messenger RNA, 3791 nt
Organism: Cyprinus carpio (common carp)
Lineage: Eukaryota; Metazoa; Chordata; Actinopteri; Cypriniformes; Cyprinidae
Product: E3 ubiquitin-protein ligase TRIM39-like
Biological process (GO): protein ubiquitination
Molecular function (GO): protein binding; zinc ion binding; ubiquitin-protein transferase activity
Source: RefSeq, a predicted model, not a curated record
UCUUUCAAAAACAUUAAAAAUAGUAAUGUUUCCAAACUUUUGGUCUGUACUGUAUAUAUAUAUAUAUUGCCCAGCCCUACUUAAAAGUUAAUAUUAAAGCACUGAGGGUAUAGUCGUUAGAUGGUAUUGAUUGUAUGGUAUUGAUUUGAGUGUAUAUAGGGUUGAUGUGUGUACAAAAAAACUACACUACAACCAGUCCAGUGAGCAUUUCCAAGAUACUGACGAUAUUACUGCAAAUAUGACCAGACACAGGCGUCUUACACUGAGCACAUGUUGAGUUAGUGGAAAACUCAGAGCUGAUUAUUACUCUUAACCAGGCAGUUCAACACUGUAGUAUUUCACAUCUGUAAAGUCAGAGCAUGUUUGAAAUGUAAAGUACUGAUCAUGUGAUGGUAAAAACUUUAAACUUUAUAUAUCUUUUUUAUUAUUUAGCCGGCGCCUUGUCUUAUGGAAGAUGUAGGUUAAUGUUUAAAGGACCCACAUCAAAAAUGUAAAAGAAAAAAAAAUGUUUAGGUGUUACUUUUUACAUACUUUAAAGCUAUCAGUGUAGCUUAAACAAAGCUAUCUUGUCGUUGAUUUACUUUGGACAUGUUUUCAUUCGAUUUUUGAACACAUUUAGAUAAGCGUUGUUUUUAAGAAGGAAUAGUUUACACUGAUGAUGUAAUGGUUUUGAUGGACUCAUGUUACACUGUCUCAGACUACCUUCAAAUUGCAAUAAUCAUGAUAUAAGUCUGUUAUAUCUGUUGUUGUUGUUUUUUCAUCGACAGAAAUGCUAUUGCACCAAAUUGUCAUUUGUUAGAUUUCUCAACAAUAUUAAAACAAACAAAAUUAGUUGUUUGGUUUUGUUUUAUGUUCUGGAAAGCAGUAGGUGUUUUCUUCUUACGGUUGUUCAUUGAAACAUUGGGUUCGUUCUCCUUGGCUGAACAACCUCACCAAGGGCAUAUUUCCAUUACCAUUGUGGACAUAUAAGGGAACGAGUGACCUGCACUGAAAAUAUGAUUUAAGAGUGAUUUGGUAUAGUAUUUGUAAGUUAUCCCGUUAGAAACACCAUGUUUUUCCACUCAUGUGGCUAUGUGUGGAGCUUUCUGUGUAAGUUACUUUGUGUAAAUGUCCCUGCAGCAUUUGGAAAGCAUUUCUUUCUUGCAACCCUUCACGUUGCCUCUGAGUUCCCAAAACAAUGAUGCUUACACCAAACAUUUCACGGAUCAAUGGCGGUUUGUUUUCCCCCCAAGCACCAGUUGAUCCAAUAAUGAACCAAGACCGUAUAUUAGAGUGACGUAAAUAAAAACCCAGUGCUCCAGUGGACAAGGUGUGGUCAAAAGACUGACUUCUGAGAAUUUUGUGAUGGUAUUUAAAGUUAAGGAUAGUCACGGCUCUAUAAAAGGUCAUUAUUGGUGAAGGACAGACUUGUUUUUGGAACGUGAGGGUGCUUGUGAUCUAGAUGAACCACUGCAGGAGUCAUCACGUUUUUCAAAAGUAAGUGGACUCCACUCCAGCAACAUCAGGCAGCCAUGCCCUUGCGACCGAGGGCUUCCUCUCAACCUGUAAGAGCAAGCAUCCUUCCAAGCCUUAAAAACGUUCCAGUUCUGCGCCCGAGAGCUUUGUCGUCCCACACGCAGUCACCCUUAGAGGAUGAGCUGUCUUGUCCGAUCUGCUGCAAGAUCUUCACCGAUCCCGUGGUCCUGAAGUGCAGCCACAGUUUCUGCCGCCUCUGCCUCCAGGCCUUCUGGAACAAGAAGGCAGCCAAGAGGGAAUGUCCCGUGUGCAGGAGGAAGUGUUCUCUGACGGAGCCCACCGUGAGUCUGGCUCUAAAGAACGUGUGCGACGCCAUCGCACAGGAGCAGAAAGGACAGGCGUCUGCAAAAGCGGGCUCAUAUUCAGCCAACGGGACGUCUAAACCAGAGGCUGUCUGUGCCACUCACGGAGAGGGACUCAAAUUGUUCUGCCAAUAUGAUGAAGUAGUUCUCUGCUGUGUUUGUCAAACGUCCAAGAAACAUCAAGGCCACAGUGUGUGUCCUUUGGAGGAAGCAGCAAAUGAUCUCAAGGAGGAAAUGCGGCAGAUUGUCGUCCCGCUUAAGAAAAGCCUUCGACGCCUCUAUGAGGCCAAACAGGAAUGUGAUGACAUAACUGUCCACAUCAAGAACCAAAGACAACAGACAGAGAAACAAAUUCACGAGGAAUUUGAAGAGUUUCGGCGAUUUCUUCUGAAGGAGGAAGCUGCGAGGAUUGCUUUGCUGGCACAAGAAGAAGAGACCAAGAAACAGAUGAUGAAGAAAAAAACAGACGUAAUCGCUCGUGAUAUACUCACCUUUUCUCAGGCUGUCAUAGCCAUUGAAAAUGAGAUUGCUAAUGCUGACAGCCUCUUUUUACAGAACUACAAGAAUGUCAAAAAGAGAGCUCAGAUAACAUUUAACGAACCAGAAAACAUUCCCAAUUCUCUAAUCAAUGUUGCGGAGCACAUCACCUCGCUGCAGUUCAGAGUGUGGGAAAAAAUGCAGAGCCUGGUGGAAUACACUCCAGUGGCGUUGGACCCCAACACAGCGUACCCCUGUUUGUCUCUUAGCAAGAACCUGACGAGUGUGUCCAACACAGGGACGAUGAAAAAGCUGCCUGAUAACCCUGAGCGCUUUGACCACCUUGUUUUUGUACUGGGCUCCAAGGGUUUCACCUCAGGGUGUCAUUCCUGGGAGGUGGACGUGGGCCAAAAUAAUGACUGGGUAAUUGGUGUGGUUAAAGAAUCUGUAGCCAGGAAAGGCAAAAUCUCAGGCUGUCCCGAAGGAGGAUUCUGGACCAUCGCUCUCUCUGAUGGGAAGUACACGGCCAUGACCAGCCCCCACACCCCGCUCGACCUGAAGGGCCACCUGGAAAGGGUUCGGGUGAAGAUCGACUAUACAAACGGAGAGGUCAGCUUCUUUGAUUCAGUGGGUGUCACACCUAUCUACACAUUCAAUGACCACUUUACUGAGACAAUAUUCCCUUUUUUCUGUCCGGGGGCAAAUAUAAAUGGGAACAAUCCAGGGCCGCUGAAGAUCUGCCCUGUGAGAGUGGCAGUAUGGAACAGUGCCUCCUGGUGAUGCCAGUUUUAUGUAUGUAUUUCUGCUUCAGUUAUACAGUAACAGUCAAAGAUUUGGAAACAUUUACCUUUUAUUCUACUAAAUUACUAUUUUUCCAGGUUUCACAAUUAAAUCAAAUCAUAAAAUAUCAAAUUACAGUUUGACCAGGUGUGGCCAAUUUUCAUAGCAUUGCUCCGUAAGCCCCCUUUUGGAACCUUUAUAUUUAAGAGUGUAUUAGGCCUUUACCUUUGAAUGAUACAGCAAAAAAGACUUGGCUUUCUCACUAGCAUUUAUUCAACAGCCAGGAACUCUUUAUCAUUCCUUGUAGAGUCUCAGCAAAGAUAAGCAUGCACACUCUUUAUAGAGUAGUUAUCAGCACAUGUUCUUAGCCACAAGACAUGACUUUAAAAUUUAAAGUACAGAAGUCUGUCAUGCGUGUAAAAUUAAUUUCAGGCAUUUAAGCAUAAGGCUUUAGAUAAACAGAUUUUAAAAUGCACAAAAAGCUCAGUCAAGUGUGUCCAGACCUUUUAUUGGUAGUGCAUGAUGUUAAGUUUUAUGGACAGUUUAUUGUCUACCAAAGUAAAUGUUUGGAUAUUCUACUAAUAUUUAAAUUUGAAAAUGUCACUGAUAAGUAAUGUCUAAUGAACAGAAAAGUAGUUGUAUUUAUUGCUCUUUUCACAAUGUGUAUGUAGUACUGUCAGAAAACACUUAACAUUAAAUACUAAAUAUGUGUUGUGA